GGCCGGGCGGGGCCGGCAGCGCCAUGGCGGAGACGAUCAUAAUCCGUGUCCAGUCACCGGAGGGGGUGAAGCGCAUCACGGCAGCAAAACGAGAAACUGUUGCAACGUUUCUAAAAAAGGUCGCAAAAGAGUUUGGCUUCAGGAAUAAUGGCUUUUCUGUGUACGUCAAUAGAAACAGGACUGGUGAGAUCACAGCCUCACAGAACAAAUCCCUUCACCUACUGAAAAUCAAGCAUGGUGAUAUGUUGUUCCUCUUCCCCUCGAGCCCUGCUGGCUCUUCCUCUGAGAACAUGGACACCUCUAUUUCCCAAGGGCUGUUGCGCCCCUUGGGGGUCCCUCACGUGGUGGAAGAUGAGAUCGACCAGUACCUAAUCAAACAGGAUGGGAAGAUUUACAGGAAUCGAGACCAGCAACUGUGUCGACAUGGCCCUUUGGGUAAAUGUGUGCAUUGCGUACCACUAGAGCCUUUUGAUGAAGAUUAUUUAAACCAUCUGGAACCUCCUGUGAAGCAUAUGUCAUUCCAUGCCUACAUCAGGAAGCUGACCGGAGGAGCAGACAAGGGGAAGUUCGUUGCACUGGAAAACAUCAGCUGCAAGAUUAAAUCUGGAUGUGAGGGACAUCCUCCCUGGCCAGAAGGCAUUUGCACCAAGUGUCAGCCAAGUGCUAUCACACUCAACAGACAGAAAUACAGGCACGUUGACAACAUAAUGUUUGAGAACCACACGCUUGCAGAUCGCUUCCUCGACUUCUGGAGAAAGACAGGGAACCAGCAUUUUGGGUACUUGUAUGGACGAUAUACAGAGCACAAGGACAUCCCCCUGGGUAUCAGGGCUGAGGUAGCUGCCAUCUAUGAACCUCCACAGAUUGGUACACAGAACAGCCUGGAGCUCCUAGAAGAUCCGAAAGCCGAGGUGGUGGAUGAGAUUGCUGCAAAACUUGGCCUGAGAAAGGUUGGCUGGAUAUUUACUGAUCUGGUCUCUGAAGAUACACGGAAGGGGACUGUUCGAUAUAGCAGAAACAAGGAUACAUAUUUUUUAAGUGCAGAAGAGUGCAUCACUGCUGGAAACUUUCAGAACCGGCAUCCCAACAUAUGUCGCCUGUCUCCAGAUAGUCACUUCGGAUCCAAAUUUGUCACUGUUAUGGCUACAGGUGGUCCCGACAACCAGGUCCACUUUGAGGGUUACCAAGUCUCUAAUCAGUGCAUGGCACUGGUACGGGAUGAGUGCCUGCUGCCGUGCCGGGAUGCACCAGAGCUCGGCUACGCGAAGGAGUCCAGCAGUGAGCAAUAUGUGCCUGACGUAUUCUAUAAGGACAUAGACAAGUUUGGCAACGAGAUCACUCAGCUGGCUCGCCCGCUCCCUGUCGAGUAUCUAAUCAUAGAUAUUACCACAACUUUCCCCAAGGAUCCAGUUUACACUUUUUCUAUUUCUCAAAAUCCGUUCCCUAUUGAGAACCGUGAUGUGCUGGGAGAAACUCAGGACUUCCACAGCUUGGCCACGUACCUAUCUCAAAACACUUCCUCUGUUUUCCUAGACGUCAUCUCUGAUUUCCAUCUGCUCCUUUUUCUGGUCACCAAUGAGGUCAUGCCUCUGCAGGAUAGCAUCAGCUUGCUGCUGGAGGCGGUGAGGACCAGGAACGAGGAGCUGGCGCAGACCUGGAAGAAAUCGGAGCAAUGGGCCACCAUUGAACAGCUCUGUAGCACGGUUGGGGUCCCGCUCUCAGGGUUACAUGAAUAUGGUGCCAUGGGCAGUUCAACACAUGCUGCGUCCUCGGCCAUGUGGGCUUGCCAACACUGCACCUUCAUGAACCAGCCCGGCACAGACCACUGCGAGAUGUGCAGCCUCCCCAGGACCUAGCCCCCGCUGCUUGGCGCUCGGGGCAGACUGACAAAUACAGAGGCAAACCCUUUAAAAAGCAGGCUGGUUUCUCAUGCCCCCCUCCCCCGUAAUGAUGCGCCACAAGGGGCAGACCGAGAGGGGGGUGGGUUGCCAGGUCUGUGUGUCCGAUUGCAGAGCGCUCUGCACUGUCCUUUCUGGGGCCUACCGAUAGGGAGGGGAGGCAGGCCGGCUGCUGGUGGGAUUUCAGCUGUUAGACCAGCAUGAGGAGACCCUUGGCUUCAGUGUCCACACACUCAGCUCCCCCCGCCAUGACUCGGGCUAUCUCCCUACGCUGUCAUCCUGGGACUGGCUCUCCUGCCAUCUCCAGGGGCUCUCUAGGCUUUGUGCUGAUCUCAUUCGACAGCAGCUGCUUCUCCCUCUGAGCUGAGCGAGCUCCGGGGCGCAAGGCAAAGCGGGGUGGCUGGGCGGGCCAUCUCCACAGGUGCAUGGCAGCAAGGGGCUGACCUCCCCCGAUUAGCUUGCAUGGUGUGCAGCUCCCCUGUCCCAGCAACCUUAACACAGGAGAUGGCCUGGGAGGAAGCGAUGCUGUAGGCAUGGCGUGGUCCCACAGGCCGCUCUUAGCAGGGGAUCGCUGUCCCCCCUCCCCAGCGCUCCUUCUCCGAUGCCUGGUUGGUUUGUCAGCAGUCGGCUCUUCUCCAGGGUUUUCUGUAGCCCUCGGUGCCUGACUCGGCUGAGCCUCCACCAUAAUUACAGCUUUGACUAAAUGGUCUACAGCCGGAGAACGUACAAUGAGCACCAGCGCUGGGCCAGAAGCAAAGCUGCCAAGCCCCACAGCUCAUCCGCAGUGCUCUGACGUGCACUUGGUAUCCGUCCCUCUGCGUACGCAAGAGCCCUGUCUCUCCUGGGUGACCCCUCACUGCAGCCCAGUAGCACGGUGCGCAGAUGAUUUGGAGCUGCCUCUCCACAAAGUGGAUUUGGCAGUCGCUCCUCGGCUCUCCCCUGCCUAGGGUCAUGGCACCCAGGGCAGGGCUGGGUCUGCUCCUGCUGGCUAGAUCUCCCAAGGGCUGACGAACAAGCAGAGGGAGCUCGCUGCCCCAGACCAGAGAUGGGGCUGGCACCUUGGCUUAUCGCUUUUGCUAAAGCGGUUGGUGGACAGGCGCCCCAGCUCUGGAGCAGGCCUCCUUUCACCCCGCCUUUCUCCCUUAAGGACACAGCCCACCGCAGGGUGCAUGCUCCUUCCAUUGCAUUUAGUGCCGUCUCCUCCAUCUGCCAGCCACUGGAGGAGCUACUUUCCUUGGCCUUCUCCCCUCUGCAGAGUGAGGCUGUGGCACUUUGGAAGCGAAUGUAACUUGUAAGUCUGCUUUGCGUUAACAAGUGCAGGGCCUGGCUCCAGCACCCGUUCUGCAUUAGACCCCCCCCCCCCCCCCCCAGGCCUGGGCUGGCUGCUUGGUAGUUAGCCCCAGUCCUGCAGCCAGAGCCCAGGUGCCCAAGCAAAGGGAAGAGCCCCACACCUUACUUUUCAGCAGCUGAUCCGCUCCCCUGGAGCGAACUGAGCCCCAUAGCAAACAUGCAGCAUGUUCCAUCCUUCCAACUUGCCUGGGUCUCCUCGCAGCAAAUCCAGUCUUGUUAGCUGCUCUCUAGUGCCUGAAGUUCAGAGCUGACCUUGUGGGCCACAGCCGGGAUGUUUGUGGGGACCAGGCCACAAGGGGCAGAUCUCCCACUAAAUCACCACUCUCUGCUGUCCCUUUAAAUUUAGAACAGCAGUUGCUGCUGUUUUUAAGCAUACUGGGGCCGAAUUGCAGGUCUUGUUCUUCCUCUGCUUGCGCAUUAGUGACCUUAAUAACAGCCCAGCUGGCCAGCCCCCGAGCCCAUGUUAGCAUGGGGAAGUGCCAUUCGAAAGCCUGCCUUGCCCCUCUCCCGGAGUCUAGCUGAACUUUGGCCUGUUUGCCAUUCCCGGAGCAGCACCCGGCCCCUGGGGUUCACCGCCUCUCUCCAGUUGUACUCAUUCAAACGCCCCAACAUUUCCUGAGCUGCAUUGUAAGGAACCCCUUCCCAGCUGUUCAGAGAGGCGCUCUCUCGUUCUCCAAAGAGAACCAGGGGAGGAGUGGGUCCCCUUGGCAGGAUAAUGCUGCAAGCUUGUUUCCUUCCAGACUGAUAGGGGAACUAGGACUGGCUGAUCAUAAUGGGUCAAACCGUCCCUUGGUACCCCAUCAGGCGGGGCUUUUCCCCUGGUCCCCUCUACAGGAGGCCAGUAGCAGGGUGGGCAAGCUGGGGGGGGGUGGGGGGGGACACAGUUUGACUUCUCACAGCUCAUCCCUGCACUCCCACCCCCUUCGCUGCAACCCAUGAGCAGCUGGCAGGAGUGACGUGGUUUCUACCCUUUGCAGUUGAAGGAUCCCUCGCGCCGUCCUGCUGCUGUUUGAAGAGUAGUUGAUUGCAGGCGCCUCUGUCCGGCACUGGGUUUGUGUGGGGGGGUCUCCUGAGCUCCCUAGGGGGAGCUGCUCUUGCUUUUCUGUGCUCUUCGGCUUGCAGAGGUGUGCGUCUUGGGUGUGGACUGGAGUUCUCUUCAUUAAAGCCCUGCAAGUAAAAUCUAAUAAAAGCACCUGAAAU
Molecule: messenger RNA, 4448 nt
Organism: Emys orbicularis (European pond turtle)
Lineage: Eukaryota; Metazoa; Chordata; Testudines; Emydidae
Gene: NPLOC4
Product: NPL4 homolog, ubiquitin recognition factor
Exons: 17
Coding region: 24-1856 (610 amino acids)
Biological process (GO): ubiquitin-dependent protein catabolic process
Cellular component (GO): nucleus
Molecular function (GO): ubiquitin protein ligase binding; ubiquitin binding
Source: RefSeq, a predicted model, not a curated record